This is a messenger RNA of Sturnus vulgaris (Common starling), 5747 nucleotides long. The record is from RefSeq and is a predicted model, not a curated record. NCBI's taxonomy places the organism in Eukaryota, Metazoa, Chordata, Aves, Passeriformes, Sturnidae.
CUGCUGAUAUUUUAUGGAAGAAUUGACUUACUGUUAUCCAUCAAUAGAAGAACAAAUCAAGUGCAGGUUUAUAUUUUUGUUUCCCUUUUCAACAUGUGAAGGAUCACAGUGGUCUGCAGCAGUCAGAAGAUGGCACAGAAAUACAGGCAACUUGGUUUCAAAGUAUUUUUGUCUGGUUCUGUUGGUAAUGAGAUACAUCUGCAAGAAGAGUUAAGACUAAUCUCACUUACCUAUGCCAAGACCAUUGCAAUCUAUUUAUUUUCAGAAUCAGGAAAGUUAUAGGCUUUGAACAGGGGAUUAAACCUAAUAAUGGCUCCUUGUCAAAUUUGGGUCUGCUCCCUAGCUUGACUGGUGGCAGUUGCACAUAGACUGAACAGUCUGGUGCCUGAAGAUGGACAAUACUGAGUCAUGUUGUGGUGCAGUUGUUGAUUUGUGAAAUUCUUAUGUCCAGCUCCAGAAGACAAUCUUGUUUUAUAGAUUAGAAGACUGUGCAGAUGAUGGCAGUGCUCUGUGAGCACGUUGUGUUUGCCUGCAAAUCUCCAGAACUCUGUCCAUCUUCAUAAGAAGAUAAAGCCUGUGCUGUAGAAAAAACUGAGUUGUUGCUGCUGCUCUCAAGUAUAUUUAAGCUACUUCAUGUUGCCAUUGUGCUUAUGCUGCUGUCUGCUUGUGGUGUGCUGCAUGUCUACAGUGAUACCUGCAUUACGGAAUUCUUGGGAGGAGCUGGAAGUUAAUGCUUGGAUAAGCCAAAGCCAGAGCUUCUUGUCCAUUGUGAGCAAAGAGCCUUUUGAGGUUAUGGGAAUCAGUGCAUAAGUCAAAUGCUUCCCUAAGAAUGGCAAUGGGAGUAAUGGAAGUCAUAAUAACAAAGAAAGCGCCAAACUAACCUGUUACAAAUAACCUCUCCUGCUCCUCUAGUAAAAAAAAAAGAGAAAAAAAUAAAAAGAGCCAAUCCCCAAAUCAACCCGAGGCCAGCAUAAGGAUUUUGAUAAAGGAGACUUUUGGACUGUUCUCUCUUGCUGAGGAAGACCAUCCUAUCAUAGAUAAAUUCUAGUUUAAUGCAAAGUGUGUUCUCAUAGUCAAGGAAGUGGAAAUUCUUUAAAUUGCAGUGAAAGACCAACCAUCUGGCUGUUAGGAUGCAGAAGAAAACCAUACCUUUUUUUUUUCUUUCUUUUUUUUUUUAAGACCUUUCAGAAAAGUUUCUGUAUGUCUAACUCAGAGCGCUUGAUCUGAAGUGCUUUAUGGGAGACAGUCCCUGAGCUUGAGGAUCUGCAGCAGAUCUUUCCAAUAGUGGCUUACUGCUUACGUGUCUGAUGGCACAUAGAGUUGAGCCUUCAGGAUCUACACGAGUUGAUUCAGCUGCUAUAUUUUUUUAAAAGUAAAAAUAUCACCAUGCUUUUCAAAGUUCUUUACUUGAUGAAUAGUGAGUGGAGACAGACUUUUUAAACUACCCAUGAGUUCUUGUUUGGUGCCCUUGCUGAACUUGUAGAUAAUGCCAGGUAUGUACCUGAGACCACCUAAUUCUCAAGAGAUGCAGAUGCCACGAGAAUAGACAUUUAUACUGAGCGACGAGAGGACCUACGAGGUGGAUUCAUGCUAUGUUUUUUGGAUGAUGGAACAGGAAUGGAUUCAAAUGAAGCGGCCAGUGUUAUCCAGUUUGGUAAAUCAGCCAAGCGAUCACCUGAGUCCACUCAAAUCGGGCAGUAUGGGAACGGCUUGAAAUCGGGUUCCAUGCGGAUUGGGAAGGAUUUUAUCCUGUUCACAAAGAAAGAUAACACCAUGACUUGCCUCCUCUUGUCACGGACAUUCCAUGAGGAAGAAGGCAUCGACGAGGUCAUCGUUCCCCUGCCCACCUGGAACGCACGGAGCCGUGAACCGGUGACAGACAAUAUGGAGAAAUUUGCUAUUGAGACGGAGCUCAUUUACAAGUAUUCCCCUUUCAAGUCAGAACGGGAGGUGAUGGACCAGUUCAAUAAGAUACGUGGUGAGAAAGGCACCCUGGUGAUCAUCUUUAACCUCAAACUAAUGGAUAAUGGAGAGCCAGAGCUGGAUGUGACUUCUGACCCUCAAGAUAUUCAGAUGGCAGAAACACCCCCAGAGGGAACCAAGCCAGAGCGCCGCUCCUUCCGUGCCUAUGCUGCUGUGCUUUAUAUUGAUCCCAGGAUGAGGAUCUUCAUCAAUGGACACAAAGUACGAACCAAACGACUCUCAUGCUGCCUCUUCAAGCCAAGGAUGUACAAAUACACUUCAAACCGUUUCAAGACCCGUGCAGAGCAAGAGGUGAAGAAAGCAGAGCACAUGGCAAGGAUAGCGGAAGAGAAGGCUCGUGAGGCGGAGAGCAAAGCCCGUGCCCUUGAGCUGCGCCUUGGAGGGGAUCUCACGCGGGAGUCCAGGGUGACACUGCGUCAGGUCCAGAACUCGGCCAUCACCAUGCGGCGGGAGGCUGACGUCAAGAAAAGGAUUAAGGAUGCAAAGCAGCGGGCACUGAAGGAGCCCAAGGAGUUGAAUUUUAUCUUUGGGGUGAACAUUGAGCAACGCGAGCUGGACGGCAUGUUCAUUUAUAACUGCAGUCGGCUGAUCAAGAUGUAUGAGAAGGUGGGCCCACAGCUGGAGGGUGGCAUGGCAUGUGGAGGAGUGGUGGGCGUGGUGGAUGUGCCCUAUUUGGUUCUGGAGCCAACCCAUAAUAAACAAGACUUUGCUGAUGCCAAGGAAUAUCGACACUUGCUGAAGGCUAUGGGAGAGCAUUUGGCUCAAUAUUGGAAGGAUGUUGCAAUAGCCCAGAGAGGUAUCAUCAAGUUCUGGGAUGAAUUUGGUUAUUUAUCAGCAAACUGGAACCAGCCUCCGUCUAGUGAACUGCGCUACAAGCGCAGGAGAGCCAUGGAGAUCCCCACCACAAUUCAGUGCGAUGUCUGUCUGAAGUGGCGGACUCUCCCAUUCCAGCUGAGCUCAGUGGAGAAGAACUACCCUGACAGUUGGGUGUGCUCCAUGAACCCUGAUCCUGAACAAGACAGAUGUGAAGCUGCAGAGCAGAAGCAGAAGGUACCACUGGGAACUCUAAAAAAAGACUUGAAAACAAAUGAGGAAAAGCAGAAACAACUGACAGAGAAAAUCCACCAGCAGCAGAAAAAGCUGGAAGCUCUGCAGAAAACCACUCCAAUUCGAUCUCAGGCUGAUUUAAAGAAACUGCCUCUGGAAGCGACCACAUGGCCUUCAAGGGAGCACAUCCAAACUCAACGCCCACGAUCUCCUCCUUUACCUGAUAUAAUCAAGAAUGCUCCCCGCAGACCACCAGGAUCUUCACCUCCUCCCAAGUCCUGCAGUCAGCUGAAAAAGAGGCCUUCAGAUCGUCCAAAUAGCAGCUCUCCCAAGCUAGCCAGCAUGCCCUUCAAGGAGGAGGCCAGCACUUCCAGGACACAUCAUCACACUGUUACAGCUGGGAAGUCUAACAGCACUUUAAAAACUCCUGCCAAAACAGGUACAAGCAUGAAGUCCCUCUCUGGUCUGCAGAGCCCCAAAAGCCCACGUGAGACGUCCAGUCUAAAAGCUGCCAAGGUGCCAGCAGUAAGGAAAUCUACCUCUGGCAGAUGUUUACAGGCCUCCAGCACUCGAAAGAGGGCCUUGAACAUCCCAGAGGAUGGGUCUGAGGAGGAGGCGGAGCCCAAAAAGGAGAGGACAAAACGAGGAAAAUUUUUGGCAGUUAAAGAGGAAAAGGAUUCCAAUGAGGUGGUGGUGGAGCUCACAGACAGUGCUGGAGAGGAAGAGUUGUUGGAACUGAAGAAAGCACAGAAAGAUAAGGGGCUGCACGUGGAGGUGCGUGUGAACAAGGAAUGGUUCACAGGCCGUGUCACAGCUGUGGAAAGGGUCAGACACGCAAUCCGGUGGAAGGUGAAGUUCGAUUAUGUCCCUACAGACACCACACCAAGGGAUCGCUGGGUAGAGAAGGGCAGUGAGGAUGUAAGGCUUAUGAAACCUCCCUCUCCUGAGUACCAGGCUCCAGACACACAGCAGGAAGAGGAGGUGGUCGUGGCUGAACCUUCUACCUCAGAUUGCGUCAGAAUCGAGCCUGACACCACUGGUUCCAGCAGCAGCCAAGAAACAGUUGACUUGCUUGUCCAGAUCCUUCGGAAUUGUUUGCGAUACUUCUUGCCUCCAAAUUUUCCAAUCUCCAAGAAUGAGCUGAGUUCCAUGAGCUCAGAAGGGUUGUUGGCAUUUCCCUUGAAAGAAUAUUUUAAGCAGUAUGAGGUGGGUCUACAGAACCUGUGUAAUUCAUAUCAGACACGUGCCGAUGCCCGGGCCAAAGCCUGCGAGGAAAACCUGCAGAACUCAGAGAGGAAGCUGAGGGAAACGGAGGAGAAACUGCAGAAGCUGAGGACUAAUAUCAUGGCCCUUUUGCAGAAGGUUCAGGAGGACAUUGAUAUUAAUACAGAUGAUGAACUGGAUGCAUAUAUUGAGGAUUUGAUCAUGAAAGGAGACUGAGCAGCUCCAGUACAAGUCCUGGAGAGAUGCAGAAGGGCUGGCUGCUGCAAAGGGUGAUGUGGGUCUCUGUGUGGGUGGACUGGGGCAGCUGAUGAGGAGAGAGUUUUUUAGACAGUGCUCAUGUUGGUGUACAACUUGUUGCUGUGACUGUACACAAGAAACAUUCGUGCUGUUGGCAGGAAAUUUUUAAACUUUGUAGUUCUCUGAAUCUCUUCCUUUUGUUGAUAAAUAUUUAUUUUUAAAAGAAAUGGGAACUGUGCCUGAUAUGGUGGGUGUUUUUAGUGAUGUAGUAGUGUGAGUACCCCUUUUGCAACUUGAAUAUAUUCAUAUGCUAAACCUGGGAGCUUGGAGCACCCUGCUUAGCUUAUUGGCUCUCCAGUAAGAACUUGGCAGCAAUUAAAAAAUAAGCCUUGAGUUGUAGCAGAGGGGUUUAGGAUUUUUUUGAACUUGGGCUAGAGAAAGCCAAGCCAUGAAUUGGAACUAUAGAAAGGAGAUGUCCAUGUAUGAAUGUGAGCAGAGGGGAUGGAACCUUGGUGGAACUCAGAAAUUUGGCACUGGCACCUGCAGUGAGCUUCCUGAACAGGAGGUCGCUGCAAGUAGGUGUAACUGCCACCAUGGUAACAGCUAAGAGGUUGAGGGUCCUUCUAGAAAAGGAUCACCUCCUGGACCGCUCACAGUGGGCUGUGAGCAUCAGAGGAAGAAUGCUGGAGUUUGGGUUCUCUGCUUGCAGUCACUUUAUCACUCACUUCUGCUGCUGCUUCUUUGAGACAUAAUUACAGCUUCAGAAGAACUCCUCGACCACCUGACAAUAAAGUGACCCCUGUUUUAUUGUCAUCCCCUCAGAUUUGUGUUGCUUUGAUCAAUUUGCUCUACCAGGUAAUUUUAUUAUUAGAGAUUUCUAAUUAUUAGAGAGAGGCUGUUUGGAGCCUUCAGAGCUCUACACUGCUGAUUGGCAUCUGGCCCUAUGCCUGCAGCAAGGAAAACACCUGUCCCUUAUCCUUCAGCUGCAGCCAACUCCUGGUAGGCCCCUUGUGGCCAAGAGGACUUGGUCAGGGUUUGGCAGCUGGCCAGCAGGCCUGCUAGGACAAAGUGUCUGUGGACUCAUGCUCAGAAACUGGAGUCCCUUGCAGGCCAGAUGGUUGGAGAAACAUGGUGUGAGCAAGAGGUACCUACUAUCAGGGAGAUCAGGUGGAAUGGACCCUUGGGGUUGACACCUGGAUGUGUAAUAUAUGUUUUGCAGAAAACCCUUCCACAUUAAAUAUCUGUUGCACAGAAAA